AAAAUUUAAAGACUUUACUUGUCUUCAAGCAACUGGCUAGCUACUGCAGUUUUCAAGAGUGAACAGCGAAAUAUUGGAAUACAAGAUGAAGACCUUCAUCAUCAUCGCAUUGCUGUCAGCACUAGCAGCCUGCUGUAGUGCCAGUGUCCUCCCGAGCGAGGAGAUGGCCGAAGGCAUCACUGUGGUGGAAAAUGCUGAUGAGGCAGAGCUCCAGAAAUUCCUGUCUACCCAUCCAGGACGCCUGGUGGAAGAACAUGUAUUCGAGAGCCACUUCUCCGUGCCAGCGAUUCCGGGAGAAGUUGUAACACACCGAAUCGAGUACAUUGGCGGACCAGACACUGUGAUGACCCGCACUUUUAGAAGCAUGUUUCCACCAUUGCCAGUAGAAGUGACCACUGAAGGCUGGCUGACCAACCGUCUCGUCAUGACCUUGACGUCAGAAGUCGGUGGCAGUUUGGUUGGUAAUGUGAUAUUUUAUGGACACAAGUACGGAUUUUAGUUAUUAAUACCGUAUAUUAUGUACUAAUGUCAGUAAGUCAAGCUACCUCACUCUGUCAAUAAAAUUUUCAACUUUAUAUCCGGACAAUACAGCUGAUAAUAUUUUUUGAUUGUAUCUUAUAAUGUAAUUAUGUAUCAUUAAAAUAACAUUAUAAUUUAAUAAAAAUUGGUUAUUUGUAUAA
Molecule: messenger RNA, 680 nt
Organism: Spodoptera frugiperda (fall armyworm)
Lineage: Eukaryota; Metazoa; Arthropoda; Insecta; Lepidoptera; Noctuidae
Exons: 4
Coding region: 86-499 (137 amino acids)
Source: RefSeq, a predicted model, not a curated record